Molecule: messenger RNA, 1158 nt
Organism: Drosophila obscura
Lineage: Eukaryota; Metazoa; Arthropoda; Insecta; Diptera; Drosophilidae
Gene: Osi10a
Exons: 2
Coding region: 1-1158 (385 amino acids)
Source: RefSeq, a predicted model, not a curated record
AUGUCGCCACAUUACCCGUGCUGUGUUCUGUUGUUUGUCGGCCUGCUGCAGCUCCAGCUUAGAGGCAUUGCUGGCAGUGACAAUGACUUCUCCCACGUUGGCUCCGCGGAGCUGCAGCAGUUCAAGCAGUGUGUCCGUGGCGCCAGUGGCCAGCGGCCAAGACUGAGCGAGUGCCUGGGCCGUUCAGCCCUCAACUUCAUACAGCGUGUAGAGGACAGUGAUAAUGUGAGUUUUGUGGACGAUUUUGUGACGGUGAAGAGUGACUCUGUGGCAGCGGCGGGCAGAUCGCUGGCCAAUGUGCUGGACACCGAUCCGGUUGACUUCCGAGGGAUACUCGAGAACGCCGGCGCCGUCAUGGGACAGCGCAGUCUCGAGUGGCACAUGGACGGCCUCUAUCCCGGACUGAUGUUCAAGAUCGGACCCACCACAGAUGCCAACAGUGUGGCUGAGUUUGUUCUGGACGGUGCAGGGGUGCAGGGGGAGCGACAGUUUGGCUACGAAGAGCCGUCCACCGGUCGUCUGUUGGCCAAGCAAUAUCUUUUGCCCUUUCUGCUGGGCCUGAAGUUCAAUCUGGUGGCUCUGGUGCCCCUGCUAUUUGCUGCCAUCUGCUUGCUGCUCAAGAAAUCUCUGUUCCUAGUCAAGCUGGCGGUAUAUGUCAGCAGCUUCCUGGGCCUGGGCGGAGUCGUCAGCUCGUUGGGCGGCUUGGGCGGAUUGGGUGGCUUGGGUGGCGGUCUUGGCGGCUUCAGCAGCUUUGGGGGUGGCUCCAACUUUGGCUUCCAGGGCCAUCGACCUAUUGGCCACUUUCCCGGCAAGACCACAGUCUUUGGCCAUGGCGACGAGCUCCACCAUCAGCAGCACCAGCAGCAGCAGCACUACGAUGUGCAUGAGACCUCACCAUACCGUCGCAGCGAGCGUAAAGUACGCUUCGAGCAGCCCCGCGCCGCAGAGACAUCAUCUGCUGCCCCCACGCCUCAUUCACCCACCGACGAUCGCUUCUAUGACUUUGAACAGCAGCGCAGGCCGAGCAGCAAGCUUCUGGCGGCCAGUGCAGAGCAAAAGGCAGCCGUCGCGGCGGACACCUUGAUGAGAAACUUCCACAGCGCCAGCGUAUCCGCAGGAAUGCAGGGCUGGCAGGCCGUGGACGUGCGAUCGCUGUAG